AUGGUUUUUUCACAAGGUAAUGAAAGAAAGGAGAAUAAAUCAUAUCGGAGUCCUACUAAGAAUUUUGAUGUGGGAAAAGGGUUGAUACAAGAUGAUCCUCUUUCGCCUUUUCUUUUUGUGUCGGUGGCGGAAGGGCUCACGGGGUUGGUGAGACAAUCUAUUGCGGUUGGAGAAUUCGAAAGCUUUUGUAUUCAAGGAAGUUGUAAAGUGGACAUUCUUCAAUUUGUGAAUGACACUUUGUUGGUUGCGAAAGGAACUUGGAAACACGUUUGGGCGAUUAAAGCGGUGCUAAGGGCUUUUGAAUUAGUUUCGGGAUUGGGUAUUAAUUAUCAUAAAACUUCUAGUGUGCUUUCGUGUAAGGUGGAGGAUAGCAAGUUUCACUUUCUUGGGAUUCCGGUAGGAUUUAAUCCAAGGAAAGAAGAGACGUGGAUUCCGCUUGUUCUAGAGAUGAAAAACUGGUUGGCGGGGUGGAAAAAUAGAUUUUCCCUGCAUAAUGGCUUUAACACUCAUUUUUGGGAAGUGAAGUGGUUGGAUGGUAAAUUAUUGAAGGAAGAGUUCCCGGGUUUAUUUGAGGCGUCGAGUUUGAAGGGGGUAUUGGUGGCGGUUAUGGGUGGUUGGAUGGAAGGAGAGUGGAGAUGGGGGGACUUAGGCGUAUUGGAGUCGAUUAUGGACAAUUCGGAUUUAAUGGCCGAAUUGGGUGCAUUGUGUGAAUCUUUUGGGGGAUUGGGAGAAGGUAAAGAUGUGGUGGAGCGGGAUUUAAACAGGGAAGAAGGGUUUUCAGUUGCUUCUUGUUAUGAAGCGUAUGCUUGCAUGCGAACCUCUUUUGGUCCUCCUUGUAGAUUUGAUAAGGCGAAGGGGAUAGUUUGGAAAUCGGAGGUGCCGUUCAAGAUUAAGGCUUUUGGGUGGAGGCUCAUUGCUAAUAUGCUUCUAACUAGAGAUCUUUUGGUGUAUAGAGGUAUUUCUAUUCCUUUUGAUCAUUUAAAGUGUUCUUUUUAUGGAAUUGAUUUGGAAAAUCGGGAUCAUUUCUUUUUUGCUUGUUCUUUGGUAAAGGAUAUUUUGAGGGAGAUGGCGUUUUGGAUAGGUAAAUUGGGGUUAGAGGAGGAAGAGUGUUUGUCGAGUUUAAUGGAUUGA
Messenger RNA from Vicia villosa (hairy vetch), 1131 nucleotides. RefSeq lists its product as uncharacterized. The transcript has 3 exons. The record is from RefSeq and is a predicted model, not a curated record. The coding region runs from base 1 to 1131 and encodes 376 amino acids. Lineage: Eukaryota; Viridiplantae; Streptophyta; Magnoliopsida; Fabales; Fabaceae.